Nothoprocta perdicaria is the source of this 1407-nucleotide messenger RNA. RefSeq names its product cytotoxic and regulatory T cell molecule (gene CRTAM). Bases 30 to 1337 code for a protein of 435 amino acids. Gene Ontology annotation, molecular function: signaling receptor binding. The record is from RefSeq and is a predicted model, not a curated record. Gene Ontology annotation, biological process: detection of tumor cell; cell recognition; positive regulation of natural killer cell mediated cytotoxicity directed against tumor cell target. NCBI's taxonomy places the organism in Eukaryota, Metazoa, Chordata, Aves, Tinamiformes, Tinamidae. Gene Ontology annotation, cellular component: plasma membrane. The transcript has 12 exons.
AGGAGAGGAAGCGGCGCCGGAGCGGCAGCAUGAGCGUCGCGCGGGUGCUACGCAUGGCAGCRCUGCUGCUCGCGCCAGGGGUUUUUCCAGGAGCGGUUGGUGACACCAUAACUGUGACGGAGGGCRAGGACUUAACUCUCCGCUGCAGUCUCGGUGGCGAGAGCAGCUCUGCCCGGCAGUGGCUGAACCCCCGGGGCUUUGCCAUUUUCCUGGACGCCCAGCGGGGUUUAAAGGAUCAGAGGUACAAACUCAUCCAUUAUUCAAAGGAAGAAUUAUCCAUUCGACUGUCUAAUGUAACAGUGCAUGAUGAAGGCRUAUACAGAUGCUUCUACUAUGGCACCCCGUUCCAAAUGAAGAACAAAACUGUCAAAGUUUUAGCUGCUCCUUCCAAGCCAGUAGUGCAAGUAUCUCAAGACGCAGAGAAAAGGCUCACACUGUCCUGCCGCACCAGAGGAAGCAAACCACAGCCGCGCAUUAGCUGGCUCUUGGACAACGGGAUAGAGCUUCCCGGUGACACUCGGCACACGGCAGAAGGCGACGGGAAGAGAUGGAGCACGUGCAGCACGCUCACAGUGCUGGCCCACAGGCCCAGCUCCACGGCCACCUGCGUCGCUCGCCACCGGGCGCUGGGAGAGGAGCAGCUCACGGCAACGUUCCGCUUCGGGAGCCUCCCGCCGCCUGCUACAGAUUCUGCUCCAACUGCAGUAGACGUCGAUACAACCAUCUCAGAGCGGGAGCACUCAACAGCAAAUUCAGACCUGAACAGCAGUGCAGCCUUUUCUCUUGCCUACCCACAAUACAAUGGGUCAGAAACAACACCAGCUACUGCAGGAGACGAGGAACCCUCUGGCACUUGGAGUUACAACRUCCCCAAUGGGACCGAAACAACCUCCAACGGAACAGCCACAGAGGAACUUCCCAGGACCGAGGCCUCACCAGCCAGUGAAAACUCAACUGCAAUGACCACSCGCACCUUCAAGCAAGAUAUGAAAAAUGAAGGCAUCAAAAAGGAGAAAAACCUUCUGCUGCCCAUCCUGGUGGCUGUUCUCAUUUUUGUGCUGCUCAUCAUCGUCUCGCUUUUCAUGAGGAAGCUGAAAAAAGCUCAUGGGCUGUGGAAGAGAGAGAAUGAUGCUUCAGAGCAGACACUGGAGAGCUAUAAAUCCAGGUCUAAUGAGGACAAUCCAGGCCCUGAGAAAAACAAACAAGCUGUCAAUCAGAAGUGUGAUGUGCAAUGCGUAACAAAAGGACAUGUGGAAACAACACAGACGAAUCUAACAGACAAAAGUUGUGCAAUAGCUGAGAAACUGUUUGCMUGUGGAAAAGAAACUGAUGUUUAGUACAGUUAUACAGUUUAGUACAGCAAAUCUAUACCAGAAAGCCACUUUUUGUGCUUUGAAUAUUGAUAAU